Molecule: messenger RNA, 7350 nt
Organism: Colletotrichum truncatum
Lineage: Eukaryota; Fungi; Ascomycota; Sordariomycetes; Glomerellales; Glomerellaceae
Product: beta-ketoacyl synthase
Biological process (GO): fatty acid biosynthetic process; secondary metabolite biosynthetic process; proteolysis
Molecular function (GO): 3-oxoacyl-[acyl-carrier-protein] synthase activity; serine-type peptidase activity; fatty acid synthase activity
Source: RefSeq, a predicted model, not a curated record
AUGAAUUUUCUGUUACAGAUGGUGCAGUAUGUAGUAUUUUCGAAAUCACUUAGCGGCGUCGACUUCCAAAAGGAAAUGCUUAGACGACUUCAAGUCGGAGGAAUUCAAGGCUUCUGCGUGGGUUUUGUCUGUGCCAUCACUGUUGCGACUUCUCGAAGUCAAGAGGAACUCAUCAAUGCUGCUAUACAUGCUCUUCAGCUAGCAUUUUGUAUUGGAGUGUAUGCAGAUAGGGAUAAUAAUCAUGUCAAAGGAAGAUGUCUAUCCGCAUGGAGUAGGAAAGGUUUGGCUCGACCCAAAGAAGAAAUCGGAGAAAUAAUUAGUGAUUUUCCUCAGACUUAUAUCUCUGCUAUCACCGACGAAGCUUCAUUCACAAUUACCACCCGUCAUGAUCGUCUCACGGAUUUGAGAAACGUCUUGACCGCCUCAGAGUUUUUCGUUCAAGAUGUGCCAAUCAAUGGACGAUUCCACUCUCCUAUCUACGCUGCGGAAGCAGAGAAACUUGUCGAAUUUCUUGACCAGACUUUGGGCCUUAGAUUUCCGGAUCCAGGCCAGUUACAUGUUCCCGUCAGGUCCGCGACUAACGGACAACUUAUCACGAGAGGCAACUUAGUCCGGUACAUGAUAAACAAUACCUUACUGGAACCUGUGGAGUGGUAUAAAACGCUGAAACUGGCUACAAACUCAUUGCCACCCGGACGUAACUGUAUCGCAGUGGCAGGCACAUCGCAGCAUUUUCCGCCAUCUUUAGCCAUGAAUCUGAAUCUUUUGGUACUAAGCUUAAGCAACUUUCCAAAGCCUCCGGGGAAAUCAUAUGACAAUAAGUGUGCCAACAAUGCGAACACUCCACGACCACUUUUACAGACCCCUCCCAACACCCCACCGAGCAGCAGUGGAAGUGAAAGGGCUGCUAUAAUCAAUGGGGCUUUCAAGUCACACUCAAGCACAAGAAGAAGGCUUUCAGAUCUCGACUUUCCACCUCAUUCAAUAGCCGUUGUAGGUAUGGCGGGAGUCUUUCCUGGAGCGAACUCUGUCGAUGAAUUAUGGAAUUUGAUCUCGACCGGACAAUCGACAGUCAUCCCUGCUCCUGAACGAGUCGGGCUAAACCAGCUUGCAGAAGAGGUGUCAAAGGUGACAUGGUGGGGAAACUUUCUAGACGUUCAAGAUACUUUUGAUCAUAAGUUUUUCAAAAAAUCAUCCCGAGAGGCCUCGGCUUGUGAUCCGCAGCAGAGAAAAUUACUGGAGGUUGUUUACGAGGCUCUUGCGUCGUCCGGUCAGCUCAGCGCGGAGGCACAUUCAGAUCCAAAGGACUUUGGAUGCUAUAUCGGCGCAGUGAUGAACAACUAUGCCGAGAACCUCAGCUGCCACCCCCCAACAGCCUAUGCCACGACGGGCACGGGGCGGUCCUAUCUCAGCGGUGCCAUCAGUCAUCAUUUUGGUUGGACAGGACCUGCUCUUACAAUUGACACGGCCUGUUCUUCUUCACUCGUGGCGAUUCACACAGCUUGCCGCGCUAUUUCAACUGGAGAGUGCAGUCGUGCUGUUGCGGGAGGAACAAACAUUAUAACUUGUCCGCAUGACUACCGAGAUCUGAAGGCUGCAGGUUUCCUCAGUCCGAGCGGGCAAUGUAAGCCGUUUGAUGCGGGCGCCGAUGGAUAUUGCCGUGGCGAGGGUGUAGGUGUCGUUGUUUUGAAGUCGCUGUCCGCAGCGCUCAAAGAAGACGAUCAUAUCCUCGGAGUCAUCAUCGGCUCAGCCACGAACCAAAACGAUGAGGGAGGGCCUAUUGUGGUACCCAGUGCAAGGUCACAGACAACUCUCUUGAGAAAAGUCUUCAGUUUGUCAAACGUUGCGCCUGAGGACGUGUCAUAUGUCGAGGCGCAUGGCACCGGCACCAGCGUAGGUGAUCCGAUCGAGGUUUGCAGCCUUCGGGAAGCUUUCGCUGGGCCCUCAAGAACUUCAACACUGUACUUCUCUUCUAUCAAGGGAAAUAUUGGCCACGCUGAGGCCGCUUCUGGAGUUGCUGGCAUGAUCAAAGCACUUCUUAUGUUCAAAAAUGAACGUAUCCCUCCGCAAGCUAGCUUUCGAUCUUUGAAUCCAAACAUCCCGGCAUUAGGUCCUGACAGAAUGGAGAUUCCUCGGCAGCUUACUUUAUGGGACGCAAAUAACAAAAUCGCUUGUGUUAACAACUACGGUGCUGCCGGAAGUAACGCGGUUGUGAUGAUGCGCGGUCUGCCCAUCAAUAAGCUCAACCUUGCGGUCAUGAAUGAGCAGCCAGCUACGCCAUCGAAAUGGCCCCUCAUUCUGUCUGCUUCAACAGAUAACUCUCUAUCAUUGUAUGCCCAGAAAAUGCUUGAUUGGCUUCAACAUGCCAAAUCCACAAUUUUUUCCGGUAUUCAUCUUCCAGAUAUUCUGUUCAACUUAGCCAAUCGUACGAAUCAUGCUCUGAAAAGCAUCAUAUCUACAAAAGUAUCCGAAAUCACUCAACUUGAAGCGGUUCUCUCCGAAUUAGCUUCAGUAAGUGGCUCAAUAUCAACAUCGUCAUCACCGACACCCAUUAUCCUCGUCUUCGGUGGCCAGGAUAGCCGUUAUGUUGGCCUCUCAGAAGACGUGUACAAAUCCUCACAAGUAUUCCGCCACCAUCUUGACACCUGCCAGGAUGCCUUGCUGAGCCUUGGCUUCAAGGGAGUCUUUCCUGCCAUAUUCCAAAGAACACCCCUUCCUGACUUAGUUACUCUACACACUGCCUUAUUCGGCAUUCAGUACUCUUGUGCGAGAGCAUGGAUGGACUGCGGGCUCAAGAUAGAUGCAGUUGUGGGCCACAGCUUCGGUCAACUUACUUCUCUUUGUAUAUGUGGUGCAUUGUCGCUAACUGACACUCUCAAGUUAGUGGCUGGUAGGGCAGAGCUUGUCGAGAAGUUCUGGGGGUCUGAAUCGGGUUUGAUGCUCGCACUGCAGGCUCAUCAGGACCAAGUCAAUCAACUACUUGAACAGGUUGAAGGUCUCGAAUUUGCCUGUUUCAAUGGCCCCAGAAACUACGUUGUCGUCGGAUCUGCUAAGGCAGUUCGAGACGCGAAAACUCUGAUUAAUAAUGACGAGAAUCUGCAAGGCUCUAUCCGUUAUCAAAACUUGGAUGUUACACAUGGAUUUCACUCUUCAUUUACAGAGCCAGUGCUACCACAGCUGCGUGAGCUCGCUGAAAGUCUGGAUUGGAAGAGCCCAAUAAUUCACUUUGAAAUUUGCAGCGAGAUACAAAACGGUCAUACACCGAAUCCCCAGCUCGUCGUGGAGCACAUGAGACAGCCCGUGUAUUUCCAACAUGCAAUCGAUAGGCUGAUCCAGAAGUUUCCAAAAGCUACAUGGCUUGAAGCUGGACGUGGGAUUGCGGCCACACAGCUUGUUCGAGCAUGUGUACAAACGCCAGACAGCCACUCGUUCAUGGCGCCGCAAAUGACUACCUCAUCUGCGCAGGAUUCUCUCGUAGAUGCCACCAUCAAACUAUGGAAGACUGGACACAGCGUACAAUACUGGCCCUUUCACAGAAGUCAGAGGCACCAGUACAAACCUCUAAGUCUCCCUCCUUACCAAUUUCAUAAGACUCGACAUUGGCUGCCCUAUAUCGGUUCAAAAGAUUCUCCAGGAAGCCUAACUCGCCCUAAGACAGAAGGUCCACAACCCGAAGAGUUCUUGUCUAUCAUCAAAGGCGAAAACCCCACAGAGACUUCUUUCCAAAUCUCGACUACCUGUGAGCGUUUUCAGUCCCUGGUCAGGGGCCACGUCAUGUGUGGCUUUGCGAGUAUGCCGGCCUCAGCAUACAUAGAAGCUGUCUCUAGAGCUGCUCUUACACUCCAAAACGACCUGUCCGCUACAAUUUGGAUUCCCACAAUUGAAGAGUUGGAUAUGAAAACGCCAGUUGUCCUGUCUCCGAGCGAGGAGCCUCCAAGAAUCAUUUUGACAAUGCGAAACCUGGAAAGCUUGUCGCCAUCUUGGUCGUUUUCUCUUAUGGUAGAGUCUCUACCAAUUACAUCUGAAAAUGUUACGGGUACACGAGAUACAACGACCGGUGUUGUACAUCUCCAUGAGCGUGAUGAUGCGAAAAUGACUCGAGAGUACCGUCGGUAUGAUGCGUUGAUCAAGGACCAUCGCUGGCAGCAAAUCACGGAGCACCUGGAAGCGGACGCAAUGCAAGGAAAGCAUAUCUACCGAGCAUUCAGUCAAGUAGUUGAAUACUCAGACGCCUUCAAAGGAAUCAAAGCCAUUGCCAGCCUAGGAAAUGAGGCCGCGGGUGUAGUGAGAAUCUCGCCCGAAAUUUCAGCCCCACCAGAUCAACGACUUUCCGACUCGCCUAUGAUUGACAGUUUCUUACAAUUUGGAGGCUUUCUAGUCAACUACUUUAGUAGAUCAACAUCGAUCGAUAGUAUGUUUAUAUGCCACCAGAUCCAACAUGUACAAUUUGGACCAACCUUUUCACCUGAUGACAAGGAAUGGCUUAUCCUAGCGAUCAUGACCUCCGAAGAUGAUGACAAUGUGUCUGUCGAUGUUUACGUCUCUGAGGCACAGAACAAAAAGACAGUCUUUACUGCUUUUGGGAUGGCUUUUACGAAGAUCACUAGAGCCUCUCUAAUACGGAUUAUGAGUGGGUCUCUUAAAAGCGUGAACUCUUCACCUGCCACUGAGACAGACACGACUCUCCAAGGUAGGAAAAACAUAGUAGGGCGGAACAGCCCAUUGAGCGACGGCAGAGUUUUCAGCAAGCGUGCUGAAAUUUUGAAGAUUGCCGCAAGUAUCGCUGAUGUUCCAGUCGAUACUCUGACUGGCCAAGAAUCCUUGCCUGACAUAGGCGUUGAUUCCUUGGGAGCUACUGAAAUGAUUGGGGACAUCACCGCAGCACUGAAUGUAUCAAUUGACUUGUCUACAUUCUUGCUCUUCCACGAUAUCAACGCCAUCAUUUCUCAUGUCGAUGGCCAGCUAGGUUUGAACCAAGAAGCUGGGCAUGGCAUUCUCACUCCACCCCUAGCUAGGAAGAGAGAGGUGCAACGUCCCUUGAACACGAUAGAUGAGACAUCGACAAAACGAAUUGAGACGAACUCAAACAUGAUGUCAAAGACAGACGGUUUGAUAAAAGUAGAGAGAUCAAAAUUGCCGACUAUCACAUCCAUUCACAAGUCUUUCGAUCAAAUAGGGUCAAAAACGAACGCCCUCAACUACUGGUCUGAUAUACACCCUGACGAUGAUCGGCUAGUACUGGCAUAUGUAUCCGAAGCUUUCAAGAAACUGGGCUGCGACCUGCAGGCUUUGGCGCCAGGGGAUACUAUGCCAAUUUUGACGGGUAUCUUGCCUCGUCAUCAGCAGCUUUUGCGUCGGCUGCACAGCUUUCUGGAAGACAAACACCUGAUCCAUUGUUCACGCGAUGCUUUCGUCAGAACCAGUGAUCCCAUUGAAACUACAUCAGGGGAGCAGGUAUUCAAGUAUAUCAUAGGCAGACAUCCUCAGAACGCUCCAAUUCGCCACCUUCUGCGGGCGGUCGGACCACACCUAGCUGCAUGCCUUGUUGGAAAUUAUGACGCCCUCCAGGUUCUCUUCGGAAACCGGGAGAAUAAGAAGUGGCUUGAAGACCUCUACCGAGAAUGGCCCAUGUUAGUGACUGCCACUCAUCUUCUUGUGGAGUUCCUGUGUCAAGCCCUCAAGAACAACGAGGGCUCUGGGGCAUUUCGCAUUUUAGAAGUCGGAGCUGGCACAGGUGGAACGACUCGCCAUAUCAUUGAUGCGCUGACGAGGGCUGGUAUCCCUUUUGAGUAUCAUUUCACUGAUAUUUCGGCGUCCCUUAUCCAAAAGGCAAGAAAGUCCUUUACAGGAGUCAAAGGCAUGACCUUUGGACUGCUGGACAUUGAGAAUGAGCCUCCGGCUGAAUUCACCGAGGCAUAUCACAUUAUUAUAUCCACGAAUUGUAUUCAUGCUACCAGGAACCUAACGGCAAGUCUGAUAAACCUACGCAAGAUGCUCCGUAAGGAUGGCGCGCUUGCUCUGAUUGAAAUGACGCCUGUUAAGCAGCUCUAUGUUUUUGACAUAAUUGUCGGUCUCCUUGAGGGUUGGUGGCUGUUUAAUGACGGCCGAUCGCACGCCUUGGCUAAUGUGGAGCAAUGGGGCCAAGUAUUCAUCAAAGCAGGUUUCGGUGAGGUGCAAUGGUCCGAUGGAGAAUCACUCGAAGCCAAGACGGUAAGAGUGAUUUGUGGAUUUCCAAAAGCUAGAUCGGCUCGACUGAAGACGGAUGUCGACGAGAUUGCAGCCAGACCGGUUGACGCUGACAUACAGAAAGUUGCCUAUAAGAGGGUGGGAACCCAAGAGAUCCUUGCGGAUAUAUACUGCCCUCGGAAUGCGGACCCGACUACAAAGAUGCCGGUCGCCCUAAUGAUACAUGGAGGCAGUCAUGUCAUCUUUUCCCGCAAGGACAUUAGACCACCGCAAACGCGUCUCAUGCUUGGGAUGGGAUUCUUGCCAGUGAGUCUGGACCAUCGGCUGUGUCCGGAGUCUCGGCUUGCUGAAGGCCCUAUGGUCGAUGUCUGUGAUGCACUUGAGUGGGCCCAGAAGACGUUGCCGUCUAUUACACUGAGAAAUACCAACAUCAAACCCGAUCCUGACAACAUUGUAGUUGUGGGAUGGUCCUCUGGAGGACAACUAGCCUUAUCGACUGGAUGGACUGCACCAGAGAGGGGUCUUAGGCCCCCGAAUGCUAUCUUGGCAUUCUACUGUCCCACUGAUUACGAGGAUAGUUGGUGGCGAUCCCCAAUUCAGCCACUCGGAGCAGAAGACUUGGGAGAAAACUACGACGUUUUAGAAGCUGUGCAAGAUGAUCCAAUCACCAACUACGGUGCUAUCGGAGCCUGGGAACCUCUUUCUGAUCCCCGAAUCCGUACCGACGCUCGUUCUCGUAUUGUUCUACACAUGAACUGGAAGGCCCAGACACUACCCGUCGUCAUUGGUGGCCUGCCUAGCAGACAACAGGCAUACUCAAAGAGACCGGAUGUUACUGACUGGAACGCGUUACCGCAGCCUCCCGUGGAGGAGAUCCAGCGAUGUAGCCCACUGGCCCAGGUCAAAAGUGGCAAGUACAAGGUCCCAACCUUUUUGAUCCAUGGGACGGCAGACGAUCUCAUCCCAUGGCAGCAGUCUGCUCGCAUGGCUAAGGAGAUGAAAUCCCGUGGCAUCGACGCUAGCCUGGUUUUAGUCAAUGGAGCCCCUCACAUUUGUGAUGCGAGCCAUAACCAGGAAUCAGAGGGUUGGUUGGCCGUGCUAGAGGCAUACAGGUGGCUCAGGAAACACGCAUCUUCGCCUGAUUGCCUUGAAAAACAUAUAUAG